Molecule: messenger RNA, 841 nt
Organism: Carica papaya (papaya)
Lineage: Eukaryota; Viridiplantae; Streptophyta; Magnoliopsida; Brassicales; Caricaceae
Product: CASP-like protein 1D1
Source: RefSeq, a predicted model, not a curated record
UUUCUUCAAAGAUCAUUAUCUUUUGAAAACUAGCUAGCUAAAUACAUGGCAUCAACCGAUAAGCCUGAUUCAGAAUCCGGCAGGCAGGUGUCGACUCAGCCGUCUUCCGGUGGUAAAUGUUUCGGCCUUGGGUUGACGCUUAGGGUUUUAGUGUUGGCAGCAUGCAUUACAGCCGUUGUUGUGAUGGUCACCAGCAAACAAACCGAGCUUGCUUUUGUUCCAGGAAUCCCAUUCCGUGUUCCUGUUCCAGCCAAAUUCAGUCACUCACCUGCUUUCAGUUACUUUGUAUCAGCGCUAUCGGGUGCUGGGCUUUACAGUAUCAUCGCAAUACUUUGUUCCCUUUCUGUAAUGAGGAAGCCUUGUUCGACCAAAGUCUUGUUCCACCUUGCUACCGGGGAUGUGAUAAUGUUGGGAAUAGUAGCAUCGGCAACCGGGGCAGCCGGUAGCAUAGCAUACGUGGGAUUAAAAGGAAAUGAUCAUACAAGGUGGAUGAAGAUUUGUCAUGUAUACGACAAGUUCUGUCGCCAUGUCGGAAGCUCCAUUGCUGUCUCACUCUUCGCUGCUGUUCUGCUUGUCUUCCUUUGUGUGCUCAACAUUUGCUCACUUUACAAGCGGAUCCGCCAUUAGAGAGAUAUCACGAGAUGAUCACAAGUUACUUGCUCAUUCAUCAUCACCAUCAUCAUCAUCAUCAUCAUCAUCAUGUAUAACUAGAUAUCUGCAUGCAUGGUAUUCAUUAAUUUAAUUGUUGUAAUUAAAUAGUUUUCCGUCCUAUAGGGUUUCUCUGCAUAUACGUAAUUUAAUUUGUAUUGUGUGUGAAAUGAAUCAUGGUGGUGUAUUGUUA